Penicillium macrosclerotiorum is the source of this 1104-nucleotide messenger RNA. RefSeq names its product protein MEMO1. The record is from RefSeq and is a predicted model, not a curated record. NCBI's taxonomy places the organism in Eukaryota, Fungi, Ascomycota, Eurotiomycetes, Eurotiales, Aspergillaceae. Bases 1 to 1104 code for a protein of 367 amino acids. The transcript is spliced from 3 exons.
AUGCCAUCCAGAAAAGCAUUCCAUGCUGGGUCUUGGUACUCGGACAGUAGCCGGACGCUGACUCGCCAGCUGGAUGGGUGGCUGGCACAGGUGCCGGGUUCUUUGGACAAAGUGGGCUCGCUCCCAGUCCCCGGGGCGAGAGUGAUUAUUGCACCACACGCCGGUUAUGCCUACUCCGGGCCCUGCGCCGGUUUUGCAUAUAAGGCUCUUGACUUAUCCCAGGCGAAGCGUAUCUUCAUCUUGGGCCCUUCGCACCACGAACCGCUCUCGACGCUGGCUCUCCCGCAAGUCACGUCCUACUAUACCCCGCUGGAUAAGGACCCUCUCCCUCUCGACACGGAGCUAAUCUCACAGCUUCUUACCAUGCAGGCGACUACAUCAAAUGGAUCGAGACUCCGAUUCACUACGAUGACCCAGUACGUUGAUGAAGAGGAGCACAGUAUCGAAAUGCAUCUGCCCUACAUUCAUCGCCUGCUCCAGCUACAAUUCCCAGACCGACCAGUCGCGGAAUAUCCGCCACUGGUACCUAUCAUGGUCGGCAGUACAUCCGCCUCCACAGAGCAUGCCUUUGGAGGGUUGCUGGCACCGUAUCUGGCAGAUCCAUCCAAUGCCUUCGUCAUCAGCUCCGACUUCUGCCACUGGGGUCUCCGGUUCCGCUAUACGUAUUAUGUCCCGCAGACACCUACGCCAGGACACCAGUUACCACUGUCCAGUGAUACCCUCCCACAGCCAGGCCAAGACCCCGAUGCUGUCAAGAAAAGCAUUCAGAUGGUCUGCGCCGGGCAUCAUCUACAGCGACGGGAUCGAAUCUCAAGCAACGAGCCCGCCAUUCAUGAAAGUAUAUCUGCCUUUGACAUUGCCACGAUGAGUGCCAUAACGACUGGGUCGGCAAAGACCUUCUUAGACACCAUAGAAAGUACGGGUAACACGGUCUGCGGUCGGCAUCCGAUUGGGGUGAUCAUGGCGGCAUUGGAAGUGGCGACGGCCGAUAUACCAGCCGAUCAGAAGGGCCAGUUUCAUUUUCUGCGGUACGAGCGCAGUUCUGAUGCUGUGGAUGUAAUGGAUAGCUCGGUCAGCUAUGUAUCCGCAUAUGCUGUACUCUAG